UCAAGCUACUGUCAUUAGUUACAGUUUUUGUUUUAGUGUUUAUAGUAUCACCAAAGUUAUGCGUUGUAAAUUGGGUGACGGGCAAGAUUUACCUGCAAUAGUUUUCUUCAAUCACUCUGGGUAAUUUAGUUUAACUCAAGAGAAAGUGAUGCCCCUCUCUGAUGUUCUGGCCUUGUUGCCAAGGUUAGAUGCAGCAGGAAAGGAAAGACGCUUUCACGGAUUGAAUCUUCAAAGUGGUUUUGAUCAAUUCAUUAAGCUUUCAACAUUUAAUGAUGCUCGUUAUGGAUUCGUUCUGGAAGACACUUGUGUGCUUGGAGCUGAAGUAUUUGUCUGUGGAGAAAGAAGCAGAGGCAAAGGAGAGGUCUUAUCAAUGACAAAGGAUCCUACUGCUUCCAAGUACGCUUGGAAGAUCGUAAUGUUUUCGGAGUUGGAUGAAAAACGCCAAGAAUCACAAAUAUUCAGCACGGGAGAUCAUCAAUGGAAGAUGGUGCUCUAUCCUAAGGGAAAAGGUCUUGGAAUGGGCACCCAUCUCUCUCUGUACUUGGCUCUGGAUUUGGCAACCCUCCCUGCUGGUUGCAGAGUAUAUGCGGAUUACACCUUGCGCCUUGUGGAUCAAGUCUAUAGCAGAAAUUACGACUACUAUCGUAAAGCUAAAAGCUGGUUUGGUGCCUCAAGCUCAGAAAAUGGAUGGCAAUAUUUAUUCCCGAGUUUUUAUCAGUCUCGCGAUUACCUUUUUGCCAAGGACAUUUGCAUAAUUGAAGCAGAGGUCAUAGUAAUUGGAAUUGGUUCUCCCUUUUAGUUAUGAUUUUUUUUUUCAAUCAGAAAUAUAAUGGAUAUCAUGUAAAGAAUUUCAUCGACUUUACUAAUGGGAAGGGACACAUGCUCUUGUUUGUU
Populus euphratica (Euphrates poplar) is the source of this 894-nucleotide messenger RNA. RefSeq names its product ubiquitin carboxyl-terminal hydrolase 13-like. Gene Ontology annotation, molecular function: protein binding. The record is from RefSeq and is a predicted model, not a curated record. Bases 149 to 799 code for a protein of 216 amino acids. The transcript is spliced from 3 exons. Lineage: Eukaryota; Viridiplantae; Streptophyta; Magnoliopsida; Malpighiales; Salicaceae.